Molecule: messenger RNA, 2618 nt
Organism: Anolis carolinensis (green anole)
Lineage: Eukaryota; Metazoa; Chordata; Lepidosauria; Squamata; Anolidae
Product: forkhead box protein H1
Exons: 3
Coding region: 212-1378 (388 amino acids)
Biological process (GO): transforming growth factor beta receptor signaling pathway; positive regulation of transcription by RNA polymerase II
Cellular component (GO): activin responsive factor complex
Molecular function (GO): DNA-binding transcription activator activity, RNA polymerase II-specific; transcription cis-regulatory region binding
Source: RefSeq, a predicted model, not a curated record
AAAGGCCUGGAAGGCACCGGUCACACCUGGUUGACGUGGGCGUGGCCCCAUUCUCAGGUGCUUGUCCCCUCUUCCCGAGAAGCCCCUCCCUGGAGCCAGGGGUCUGCCCUGCCCUCCAUCUGCAAGACAAAAGGGGUCUCCUGGGUGGGAUGCAUUUAAGUCUCCCUUGACCCCUGGACCAAAGCCAUUGACCAUCAGGGAGAGGAAGAGGAUGAUGAGGCUCCAAGGAGAGGAGGAGGAAGAGCAGGCUGUGCCAGAGAAGAGCGGCCAAGGAGAAGAAAGAGGCGGGGGUCCAGGAGGAGACCCCAACCCCAACCCCAAGAAGAAGCAGCGGGCGGCCAAGCCCUACCGGCGGCACCCCAAGCCCCCCUUCUCCUACCUGGCCCUCAUCGCCCUGGUCAUCCAGGCCGCCCCACAGAAGAGGCUCAAGCUCAGCCAGAUCCUGAGCGAGAUCGAGCGCCUCUUCCCGCUCUUCUCGGGAGGCUACCAGGGAUGGAAGGACUCCAUCCGGCACAACCUCUCCUCCAACUCCUGCUUCUUCAAGGUAGGCUCCAACUCCAAGGCCCAUGCUCCUUCAUCUGGGUCUAGCAACAAUGGUGCUCAUAGCGGCUUGGCAAACCCGGGGAUUCAUGUGAUUGGGGUACUCCCAAAUCUCCCCUUUCAUUUCCAUAUCUCGGCCAAUGUCUGUUUCAAUUUAUAUUGUUUUUCAAUUAAUUUCUUAUUCAAUACCUGCUUUAGACUCCUAACUUGUCCUCCUCUGGCCCUUCUGCAGGAGGAGAGCGACAAGUGGAAGGGGAAGAGGAACUUCUGGCGGGUGGACGUGAGCCGCAUCCCGUUGGGGCUCCUCAAGCGGCAGAACACGUCCCGGGGCCACGAGCGGGGCCCCCCCUUCGUGCCGGACCUGGCCCCCUUCGUCCUGCAAGGGAAGCCCUACCCGCCCGCCCCGCAGGAGGGUCCCGACCCAAACCGGACCCCGACUAAGCGGGACCUUCCUUCCCGCGGAGCCUCUUUCCGCAUCGAGGAGCUGGUGCCCGAAGCCACGAAGAAGAAGACCCCCGAGGAAGAGAGCCCCCCGAUCCUAUACACACCCUGUUUCCGGCACUGCCCCCCUGCGAUGCCCGGCCACUGUGGGGUGGGGAUGGAUGCCCACUGUGUGUCCCCUUUCCCGCUCCAUCCUUUCCAUCCCUUCCCACUUCCUUCUCCCUCCACCACGUGCCUCAACCCCGCUUGCUCCUUGCUUGUUGCCUCUCCCGCCUUCAGCCUCCACCUUGGGCACCCCAGUGGUGCAGAAGCGGGGCAUGGCCUCCAUUCGACCCCAAUGGACCCCCAGCUUUGCUGUCUCUCUUACCCACCAGCGCCAGGUUGGCUCCCCUACUGAAAGGAUGGCAGGGGGAGACUGGUUGGACUGGUCUUAGCCCACAUGUGAUGCAGCAACACAAAUGGCCAAUGCGAUUCCAGGCUUUAGCAAUAGGACUCAAAUGAGAUGCAGAGCUAUACAAUGGAUGGCAUUUGGCUUGAAACUCUAUAUGAAACGGAUUUAGCCAAGGAUGAGCCAACCAUGUGGUGCAGCAGCACAAAUGGCUAAUGCGAUUCCUGGUUUUAGCAAUAGGACUCAAAUGAAAUGCAGAGUUAUACAAUGAGUGGCUUUUGUCUUGAAAGUCUAUAUGAAAGGGAUUUAGAAAUCUUAGUGGAAGCUGAGGAUGAGCCAACGUUGUGAUGCGGCAGCACAAAUGGCCAAUGCAAUUCCCGGUUUUAGCAAUAGGACUCAAAUGAGAUGCAGAGCUAUACAAUGGAUGGCAUUUGGCUUGAAACUCUAUAUGAAACUGAUUUAGCCAAGAAUGAGCCAACCAUGUGAUGCAGCAGCUCAAAUGGCCAAUGCGAUUCCAGGUUUUACAAUAGGACUCAAAUGAGAUGCAGAGCUAUACAAUGGGUGGCAUUUGGCUCAAAACUAUGAAAGAGAUUUAGCCGAGGAUGAGACAACCAUGUGAUGCAGCAGCUCAAAUGGCCAAUGCGAUUCCAGGCUUUAGCAAUAGGACUCAAACGAAAUGCAGAGCUAUACAAUGGAUGGCAUUUGGCUUGAAAGUCUAUAUGAAAGGGAUUUAGCCGAGGAUGAGCCAACUAUGUUGUGCAGCAGCACAAAUGGCCAAUGCGAUUCCAGGCUUUAGCAAUAGGAUUCUAAAAACGUAAUGCAAAGAAAUAGGAUGGGUGGCAGCUGGCUUGGAAGUCUAUAUGAAAGGGAUCUAGCGAUCCUAGUGAACCAGAAGCUGAGGCAACAGUGUGAUGCGGCAGCUCAAAAGGCCAACGUGAUUCCAAGCUGCAGCAAUAGGAUAUUUGAAAGGAUGUCACUGUCUUGUACUUCAAGUCUCCUUCUCUGGAACAGGCUGGAUGUCCAUCUGUCGGGAGGGCUUGAAUGGUGCCUUCCUGCCUGGCAGAAGGGGUUGGACUGGAUGGCCUUUAGGGGUCUCUUUCAACUGAUUCCGGGUCUACCCCCUUUCUUUGCCAUACACUAAAUGUAUUUCUUUGCAUGAUACGAAUUGUACAAAUCACAGCUUCAGAAUGUCCGGUGGAGAUGAAAUGGUGUCAAAAUACGUAUGUCUGUAAAAAUUAAUUUAUUGAAA